CACCCAGCCUCGGUGGAGCCGCCGCCCCGCCGCUGCCCGCUCCGCUCGCGGCAGCUUCCCGGGACGUGGGGCCUCCGAGAGGUUGGCGUGCUAAGACAGCCACCGUGCCUGACCCACGGCCAUCUGUCAGUCCAUCUGUCCACCUGGACCCCAGGCGACCCAGAGAGCGAGGAAAGCAGUGGGGCAUGGUGUAGCGGCCUCCAGCAAGCGGAGGAAGCCCUGUCCCUGCACAUCUGAAGCAUCGUGCCCACCAUGGCCUCAGCUGACAAGAAUGCCAGCAGCCUCCCAUCUGCGUCUGGUAGCCGCCUACAGAGCCGGAAGCCACCCAACCUGUCCAUCACCAUCCCACCACCAGACGCCCAGCAGCCCCCCUGUGAGCAGGACAGGAUGCUUCCUGAGAGGCCCAAGAACCCAGCCUACCUGAAGAGCGUCAGCCUCCAGGAACCCCGGGGACGAUGGCAGGACGGUGCGGAGAAGCGCCCCGGCUUCCGCCGUCAGGCCUCUCUGUCGCAGAGCAUCCGCAAGGGCGCGGCGCAGUGGUUCGGGGUCAGCGGCGACUGGGAGGGCAGGCGGCAGAACUGGCAGCGCCGCAGUCUGCACCACUGCAGUGUGCACUAUGGCCGGCUCAAGCCCUCGUGCCAGAGAGAACUGGAGCUGCCCAGCCAGGAGGUGCCAUCCUUCCAGGGCACCGAGUCUCCCAAGCCCUGCAAGAUGCCCAAGAUUGUGGAUCCGCUGGCCCGAGGUCGGGCCUUCCGCCACCCAGACGAGGUGGACCGGCCUCACGCCCCCCACCCACCUCUGACUCCAGGGGUCCUAUCCCUCACGUCCUUCACCAGCGUCCGCUCUGGCCACUCCCAUCUGCCCCGGCGCAAAAGGAUAUCUGUUGCCCAUAUGAGCUUUCAGGCCGCCGCCGCCCUCCUCAAGGGGCGCUCAGUGCUGGACGCCACGGGACAGCGGUGCCGGAAUGUCAAGCGCAGCUUCGCGUACCCCAGCUUCCUAGAGGAGGACGCCGUGGACGGAGCAGACACCUUUGACUCCUCCUUUUUUAGUAAGGAAGAAAUGGGCUCCAUGCCCGAUGACGUGUUCGAGUCUCCUCCGCUCUCUGCUAGCUACUUCCGAGGUGUCCCGCGCUCUGCCUCCCCGGUCUCCCCUGAUGGAGUGCAGAUCCCCCUAAAAGAGUACAGCAGCCGAGCCCCAGUUCCCGGGACCCAGCGCGGCAAGCGCAUCGCCUCCAAAGUAAAGCACUUCGCGUUUGACCGGAAGAAGCGGCACUACGGCCUGGGCGUGGUGGGCAACUGGCUGAACCGCAGCUACCGCCGCAGCAUCAGCAGCACCGUGCAGCGGCAGCUGGAGAGCUUUGACAGCCACCGGCCCUACUUUACCUACUGGCUGACCUUUGUCCACAUCAUCAUCACCUUGCUGGUGAUCUGCACCUACGGCAUUGCACCUGUGGGCUUUGCCCAGCAUGUCACCACCCAGCUGGUGCUGAAGAACAGAGGUGUGUAUGAGAGCGUGAAAUACAUCCAGCAGGAAAACUUCUGGAUCGGCCCCAGCUCAAUUGACCUGAUCCACCUGGGAGCAAAGUUCUCACCCUGCAUCCGGAAAGACCAGCAAAUCGAGCAGCUGGCGCGGAGGGAGCGGGACAUUGAGCGGAGCUCUGGCUGCUGUGUGCAGAAUGACCGUUCGGGCUGCAUCCAGACCCAGAAGAAGGACUGCUCGGAGACCUUGGCCACCUUCGUGAAGUGGCAGAAUGAUACUGGGACCUCCUAUAAGUCUGACCUGAGCCAGAAGCAGCCAUUGGCGGUUGUGUGCCACCAAGACCCCAGGACCUGUGAAGAGCCAGCCUCUAGUGGGGCCCACAUCUGGCCUGAUGACAUCACCAAGUGGCCGAUCUGCACAGAGCAGGCCCAGAGCAAUCACACGGGCUUGUUACACAUGGACUGUAAGAUCAAAGGCCGGCCCUGCUGCAUCGGGACCAAGGGCAGCUGCGAGAUCACCACUCGGGAGUAUUGUGAGUUCAUGCAUGGCUAUUUCCACGAGGAGGCAACGCUCUGUUCCCAGGUGCACUGCUUAGACAAGGUGUGCGGGCUCCUGCCUUUCCUCAACCCUGAGAUCCCCGACCAGUUCUACCGGAUCUGGCUAUCUCUGUUUCUGCAUGCUGGCAUAGUGCACUGCCUUGUAUCUGUGGUCUUCCAAAUGACCAUCCUGAGGGACCUAGAGAAGCUGGCCGGCUGGCACCGCAUCUCCAUCAUCUUCAUCCUUAGCGGCAUCACAGGCAACCUGGCCAGCGCCAUCUUCCUCCCCUAUCGGGCAGAGGUGGGCCCAGCCGGGUCCCAGUUCGGCCUUCUUGCCUGCCUCUUCGUGGAGCUUUUCCAGAGCUGGCAGCUGCUGGAGCGCCCGUGGAAGGCUUUCUUCAACCUGUCGGCCAUUGUGCUUUUCCUCUUCAUCUGUGGCCUCCUACCCUGGAUAGACAACAUUGCCCACAUCUUCGGUUUCCUCAGUGGUAUGCUGCUGGCCUUCGCCUUCCUGCCCUACAUCACCUUCGGCACCAGUGACAAGUACCGCAAGCGAGCUCUCAUCCUGGUGUCGCUUCUAGUCUUUGCUGGGCUCUUUGCCUCCCUGGUGCUCUGGCUGUAUAUCUACCCCAUCAACUGGCCCUGGAUUGAGUACCUCACCUGCUUCCCCUUCACCAGUCGAUUCUGUGAGAAGUAUGAGCUGGACCAGGUGCUACACUAACUAGGCAGAGAUUCUGUCUGCCCCGGGCCGUGUGUCUAUAGAGACUGGACAGAUGGGCCCUGAGCCCAGCAGCUCACUCCACAGACAAGGCUGACUCCAUAUGAGACAGGUAAAAAGGCAGGUUCCUUGGGAGGUGAGACCUCCCCUUCUCAGGCCUGAAUGUUCCUGACCCAAGUUUAGGGGACAUGCAGGACACCUGCUUCUCCGAGGCUCGGGUCCCCUGCUCUGCCUGCCUCUCUUGCACUAUUGGGACGAUAACUUUUCUUCUCAGGGCUCAGGCCUGUGCAGGUGCCGUCUUCCUGUUGUCACUGUGACUGUGACCUCACCAGACACACAGCUGCUCCCUCAGUUGUCCCCAGGGUUGAGGUCCCACCAUGCUGCUAUGACCCUUUUUCAAAAACUGUUUUUCCUCUUCUCCCUGUCCUACAAGUCCUUCCUACAUUUGUUCAUGGAUUCAUGAGCCCGCUCCCAAGGCUCCUGGACAUAGCAUUGUGGGAAACAUUGGCCGCUGUCUAGGGGCAAUGACAAGCAAGGAGAGAUGGUUAAGCAGGGAUGUUAAGGGCUUUUGUUAAGCGAAGAAGCCAGAUCUCCUUCACCACCAGCUCAGCCCUAGCUCCAGCCCGUGUGUCUGGUCCCACAGGUUGCUCUGGUGCCGGAUGUCCCUACCAUCUCUGCCUGGCUCCUGUGUGGCCCUGGGCGGAGCCUCCUUGAGGACUAGAUCCCAGGGGGUGUUUGGGAUUCAGCCAGGCCUGGUGUUUUGUUUCUUUUCCAACUUAUAUUAUGGUCCUAAUUUUUUUUAAAGUAACGCUAACUUUGUAUGGAUGAUGUCUCAAGUUUAUUAAAUGGCAUUCUCUUUCAAAA
This is a messenger RNA of Psammomys obesus (fat sand rat), 3597 nucleotides long. It is a transcript of the gene Rhbdf2, whose product is annotated as rhomboid 5 homolog 2. Gene Ontology annotation, cellular component: endoplasmic reticulum membrane. The record is from RefSeq and is a predicted model, not a curated record. Gene Ontology annotation, molecular function: serine-type endopeptidase activity. The coding region runs from base 253 to 2736 and encodes 827 amino acids. Gene Ontology annotation, biological process: regulation of epidermal growth factor receptor signaling pathway; regulation of protein secretion. NCBI's taxonomy places the organism in Eukaryota, Metazoa, Chordata, Mammalia, Rodentia, Muridae. The transcript is spliced from 19 exons.